Molecule: messenger RNA, 960 nt
Organism: Lactuca virosa
Lineage: Eukaryota; Viridiplantae; Streptophyta; Magnoliopsida; Asterales; Asteraceae
Source: the annotation of a GenBank genome assembly
AUGGGGAAAGGAACAAAAGGCAAGUCUGGCUCUCACCAGAUACUCAAAGACAGGGCCAAAAACCGUGUAGAGGACCUCCAUGGCAUGUUUACAGAUCUUCAAUCCGCAAGAAAAGAGAGUCGUGGUAUUGACGUGGCAGUCCUUGAAGAACAAGUCAACCAAAUGCUUAAAGAAUGGAAGAAUGAACUCAAUGAACCUUCACCUGCGUCUUCUUUACAACAGGGUGCAAGUUUUGGGCUUUCUUCCCCAGACAUAAGUAAACUGUUACAACUUUGUGAGGAGGAAGAUGAUGCAACUAGUGGGCUAGCUGCCCCAAAACCUGACCCUGAUGCCCUUGAAACUGGUGAAAAUGCUGCUUUUCACAAGAAAGAACAAGAGUCAAAGUCAACGGGUCAAAGCAAAGGGUCUCCUUCAGGGAUUGAACUUGAAAGGGAAUUGGAUUAUUUUUCAUUUGAUGAUAAUAAUAUUAUCCAGGAGCAAGAUGAUGACCUACUUCCAAUGAUGAGCUUUCUACCGAAUAUCUGCCCUCCAUCUUCGGCUUUCCUAGGACCAAAAUGUUCCCUUUGGGACUGCCCGAGGCCUGCCCAGGGGUGGUGCCCAGACUAUUGCAGCAGCUUGCAUGCUGCAGUUGCUCAGACGGAAGGCUGCCCGGGAAUGAAACCGGUCAUUCGACCGAAAGGGAUUGAGUUGAAGGAUAAUUUGCUUUUUGCUGCCCUGACUGCCAAGUCACAGGGAAAGAAUGUUGGUGUGCCCGAAUGUGAAGGGGCAGCUACUGCUAAAUCCCCGUGGAAUGCUCCUGAGCUCUUCGACAUUGCGGUUUUCGAGGGCGAAACAGUCCGCGAGUGGCUAUUUUUCGAUAAGCCACGGCGGGCUUUCGAGAGCGGAAACCGAAAACAACGAUCACUCCCCGAUUACAACGGACGCGGUUGGCACGAAUCACGAAAAACAAGUAAUCAAUGA